CUGCUCUGCAAACCGUGGCUGCUUGUGCUGGACGCGCGUGCAAAAGAAGGGCGGUGGAGCCCUGCCAUGCAGCUCCCCAAGGACGCCACUGGGCAUGGCCCACUGGCCUCAGUGACUAUUAUCCUCCCAGUACACAAUGCUGAACUGUGGCUGGAUGAGUGCUUGGCGUCUGUGUUACAGCAAGACUUUGAAGGCACCAUGGAGCUGUCUGUUUUUAAUGAUGCCAGCAAGGACAAUUCUAGGACCAUCAUUGAGAAAUGGAAGGUGAAACUGGAAGAUUCUGGCAUCUCUGUAGUCAUUGGAAGCCAUGACUCUCCUUCUCCCAGAGGAGUUGGAUAUUCUAAAAACCAAGCAAUUGCACAGAGCACCGGGUCUUACCUUUGCUUUUUGGAUUCAGACGAUGUCAUGAUGCCCCAGAGAGUGAGGCUGCAGUAUGAAGCCGCCGUGCAGCACCCAACGAGUAUCAUAGGAUGCCAAGUGAGGAGAGACCCGCCGGACUCUACAGAGCGAUACACACGUUGGAUCAACCAGUUGACAUCGGAUCAGCUGUUGACACAGGUGUUCACCUCCCACGGCCCCACAGUGAUCAUGCCCACGUGGUUCUGCUCUCGGGCCUGGUUUUCCCAUGUGGGCCUGUUUGAUGAAGGAGGACAGGGGGUACCAGAGGACUUGCUGUUCUUCUAUGAGCACCUUAGGAAAGGGGGUGGCGUCUUCCGUGUGGACCACAGCCUGCUCCUCUACCGCUAUCACCCAUAUGCAGCCACACACUCGGUCCUUGAGGUUACCAUCUGGACCCACCGUGUCCACUUCCUGGAGGAACAAGUCCUACCCCGUUGGAAGUCCUUCACCAUUUGGAAUGCGGGCAAGCAGGGGCGUAGGUUAUAUCGCAGCCUGACAGCAGCCAGCCGAUGCAAGGUGGUGGCCUUCUGUGAUGUUGACGAGAACAAGAUCAGAAAGGGCUUUUACUGCCAUGAGGAGUCUCAGGAGAGACCCAAGCCGAAGGUCCCCAUCCUGCACUUCCAAGCUGCCCGGUCCCCCUUUGUCAUCUGUGUGAAGCUGGACCUCACAGGGGGUGCAUUUGAAGACAACCUGAAGUCACUGAACUUGCAGGAAGGCCGGGACUUCGUUCACUUCAGCUGAGGCUGCCGCCAGGUGUCUACACUGCAUCCACUGCAGGUUCUGAGCCUUGUCUGCUCUACUCCCUUCCACAGACAACUGUCCGUCACUCUCUGCUUCCUCCCCUCACGUUCUGUUCCUUAGUUUUCACCCUUUUGUUUCUGCUACAUAACUCGAGGCCUCAAUCCUCUAAGCACUACUUUAGGCAAAUUUCCUUUGUUUGGUAAUUUGUACCAACUGGUAAUUUUUAAAAUACUACUUUUUAAAAGCAGGAGUCCGAUUAUCAAAGUUUUGGCUUCUAGGUUCUAGAAAUGUCUAUUAAGCCAAGCUUUUCUUCAGUUUUCAAACCAUCUGUAGUAGCUACUUUUCUCAUUACUGCGACCAAAUACCAAACAAGAAGCAAUUUCUGGAGGGAUAUAUAGGCUCGUGGUUUGAGGGUACGGUCCGUCAUGGUAGGGAAGGCAUUGAUGGUGGACGUUGUUCACAGCUGGGACUCUUCACCCUCUCAUGUCUUUAGAGAGAGGACCGGGCUCUAAACCCCAUCAUCCAGCAACCCACGUCUUCACAGUAGGCCCUAAUUCCCAAAGGUGCCACCACCUGGGAGGGAAUGAUCAAACUCAAGCCUGUUGGGCAUUUUGCAUUAAAUGAUAAAAUUUUACCUCUCAAUUUAAGUGACCAUCCAAGAUGGUAGGCUGGCUUUGCUCUUCCUGAUUUACUUUGUUAUUUACUGAUGUAGUGUCUUACUGUGUAGCCCAGGCUGACCUUGACUCUCCCUCCUAUCUCCGCCUCCUGCGCGAUGGGCUACAGAGGUGCCUGAGCCAUGUGCCCGGCUUAAACACUGUUAGUACAUUCACAUAUGUCCAAGGUUUAAAGCUGACAUUUUCCUGCUCAAGGAAACGUGGGCAUCGCCCUCUCCGAGGCUGAGCCUUCCCAAGUUUUGUCUGUGUCCCUCCAGGUUAGUCUUUAAAUGGGGACUUGAAUGCACUCCCAUUGUGUCAACAAUCUCCCUUCUUAUUGAUGUUUGUCACAGCCUGUCCUGCUCUUUCUCGUCAUUCAUGUUAAGACUUUC
Messenger RNA from Chionomys nivalis (European snow vole), 2185 nucleotides. It is a transcript of the gene B3gntl1, whose product is annotated as UDP-GlcNAc:betaGal beta-1,3-N-acetylglucosaminyltransferase like 1. The transcript is spliced from 12 exons. The coding region runs from base 67 to 1140 and encodes 357 amino acids. The record is from RefSeq and is a predicted model, not a curated record. NCBI's taxonomy places the organism in Eukaryota, Metazoa, Chordata, Mammalia, Rodentia, Cricetidae.